AUGGCUCAUCAGCUGAACACUGAUUACUUGAGGCGAAAACUGCUGAAUCCACAGAGUCACUCGGACGAUGAGACUCAUAGUAUAGGAUCAGCACCGCCAUCCGGCGUCGCCACACCUCACCCCGACCCAACUGACAAACGAUUGCCCGGAAUAUUGCACAGCUAUUUUGGACAGAAUACCCCUCCACUGAGCCCACGAGCGCUGUCGAACGAUGACUCAGAGUCAGUCAGACAAACCCCACCUACCACGGAUCAGGGCAAUGAAAAGUCCAUCGUGAAUGGAGCUACCGCAGCGCCGACACCUCGGUCAUCGCCCCCUGUCGGUCCUCCGAAAGGAAAAUUAUCAGUAACAAUAGCAGGCGCUCGGGGUUUAAGCCCCAGUUUCAAUCCAUAUGCUGUUUGCGCCUUCGAAGAGAUCGAGUCGAUUGCCACCGGCUAUAGGCAUGGAGACGCGGAAACAAAACCCGGGGCAAGAAGCAGAGACCAGUCUGCUGGUGGUGUUCCAAUUAAAGCACCCAAUGGCGAAAUGGGCAGGUCCAUGGCGAUCCCGAUGAAGAGUCGGCAAAGUAGCACGACAAGUCUCAAAGACCAAAAGGAGUUCAAGAAUGGUAGAAUCACUGAUCCCAUAUGGAAUCAUGAGGCGCUUUUUGAUGUCCUUGGGAAACAUUCCGAGGUGAGCAUCAACGUUUACGACAGUGGGAAUCACGAAGCGUUUCUGGGCCUCGUGAAGGUCAAUCCGGACGUAUUCCAUGGGAAUAAAAGAGUAGAGGGUUGGUACAGACUGGAAGCUCGGGACCCCGAAGAAGAUCAUGUCUCUGGCGAGGUCCACCUCGACUUUUCUUUUCAGAAAACGGAUAAGACAAAGUUCGGACCCGAGGAUUUCCAGAUAUUGAAACUGAUAGGCAAAGGUACCUUUGGCCAAGUUUUUCAGGUGGUGAAGAAGGAUACUGGGCGUAUCUAUGCUAUGAAGGUCCUUUCAAAGAAGGUUAUCGUGCAGAAGAAAGAGGUGGCUCACACACUUGGGGAGCGCAACAUCCUAGUCCGCACAGCAACAGCUAAUUCCCAAUUCAUUGUCGGACUCAAAUUCUCCUUCCAGACUCCUACCGACCUUUACCUUGUUACGGGUUUCAUGUCCGGCGGUGAAUUGUUCUAUCAUCUCCAAAAGGAGGGCAGAUUUGACGAAGGCCGCGCAAAGUUCUACAUUGCCGAGCUCAUCCUGGCUCUUCAGCAUCUACACCAAUACGACAUUGUAUACCGCGAUUUGAAACCGGAAAAUAUAUUGCUUGAUGCGAAUGGACACAUCUCACUUUGCGAUUUCGGUCUGUCAAAGGCCAACCUUACCAAGGACCAGACCACCAAUACCUUCUGUGGAACUACAGAAUACCUGGCUCCAGAGGUAUUGCUCGACGAAGCAGGAUACACCACAAUGGUGGAUUUCUGGUCCCUUGGUGUGUUGGUAUUCGAGAUGGUCUGUGGAUGGAGUCCAUUCUAUGCCGACGAUACGCAGCAAAUGUAUAAGAACAUUGCGUUUGGCAAGGUCCGCUUUCCCAAGGAUGCUCUGAGCACAGAGGGAAGGAAUUUUGUCAAGGGCCUGCUCAAUCGAAACCCGAAACACCGACUAGGCGCAAAGAGAGACGCGGACGAGCUCAAGGAGCAUAUCUUCUUUGCAGAUACUGACUGGAACGCAAUGAUGAACAAAAUGGUCGUGCCGCCCUUCAAGCCCAAGCUUAAAAACAUACGCGAUGUGUCCAACUUCGACCCGGAAUUUACCAAUGCCCUACAGAACUCUUCUUCACUGAACGAGCGUGCAGCAGCGCUAGCUGCUGGUGCCAUGCCGGCCUCGACUCCGCUCUCACCAGGCAUGCAGGCGAACUUCAAGGGCUUCACUUUUGUCGAUGAGAGUACCAUGGACGAACAAUUCAAAGGUCAAGAUCUGGAGACGAUGGAUGAGGAUAUGGAGGAUGAUGAUGGCUGGACACAGCUGCCCAGCACGAAAACUGAUCGAGGGGACCGCAUGAGUGGGAUCAUCAAGACCACGUCUAACGAUGAUGGAGUUUUCAACAAUGGCCAUUUCGACAUGUAA
Messenger RNA from Letharia lupina, 2082 nucleotides. RefSeq lists its product as uncharacterized. Lineage: Eukaryota; Fungi; Ascomycota; Lecanoromycetes; Lecanorales; Parmeliaceae. The coding region runs from base 1 to 2082 and encodes 693 amino acids. Gene Ontology annotation, biological process: protein phosphorylation. The transcript has 5 exons. The record is from RefSeq and is a predicted model, not a curated record. Gene Ontology annotation, molecular function: protein serine/threonine kinase activity; ATP binding.